AUGACAGAGUCCAAAGAGGAGGACUUUCUUCAGGAAGGCCGUGAGGCAAGAGAAAGGCCUGAGGCUUCUCCAGGAAUACUACCCGAGGAUAUGUUCUUCCAAAGGAGAGCUGAUGAAACUGGAGAUGUGUGGGACACAACUAGUGAAAACGAAACUUAUCAGGUAUUGGAGGAAAGUGAUACGACUCUAGAAGUGCAAGAAAACUUUGAGAAUCACAAGGUCCAAAAAAACCUGGUGGGAAACCAGCAGGAUAAAGGAAAUAGUGAAUCGAUUGCUUUUCUCAAUGGUAACUACCAUGGAGCAAUACAGGAAGGAAAGAGAAGGAUUGAAUGUUCUACCUGUGGGAAAACCUUUGCUAGUGUAGCAAACCUGAAAGCACACUGGAAUAUCCACACAGGGGAGAAACCAUAUGACUGCUUGGAAUGUGGAAAGAGAUUCAGUCAAAGCUCAGCUCUUCAGGUGCAUCAAAGAACCCACACAGGAGAGAAACAAUAUAAAUGUUUUGAAUGUGGAAAGAAGUUUGCAUAUAGUACGUACCUCAUUCUGCAUCAAAGAAUCCACACAGGAGAGAAACCAUAUAAAUGUCUAGAAUGUGGAAAGAGGUUUUGUAGAAAAUCGAACCUUACGGUGCAUCAAGGAACCCACACAGGAGAGAAACCCUAUAUAUGUCUGGAGUGUGGAAAGGGGUUUAUUGUAAGAUCGUACCUUGUUAGACAUCAAAAAAUUCAUGCGAGGGAGCAACUGUAUCUUUUCCACAAGCCUGGCAAUAGCUUCAGCCAGAGUCAACAGGAAAGAAACCACAUGGGUGAAAAACCGUAUAAAUGUUUAGAAUGUGGGAAGAGCUUUGUGCAAAGUACGACCCUCAUUCGACAUCAAAUGGUCCACACAGGCGAGAAACCAUAUAUCUGUCUGGAAUGUGGAAAGAGUUUUAGGCAGAGUAAAAAUCUCAUUAUGCAUCAAAGAACCCACGCAGGUGAAAAGCCAUAUAAAUGUUUAGAAUGUGGAAAGUGCUUCACUGAGAGCACCAACCUCACCAUGCAUCAAAAUACCCACACAGGCAACAAACCAUAUAUAUGCUCAGAAUGUGGAAAGAGCUUUAGGCAUACCUCAGGCCUUGCUAUGCAUCGAAGACUACACACAGGAGAGAAGUUGCACGAGUGUUUGGAAUGUGGAAAGAAGCUCACGACAAAUGCAAACUUCAUCAAACAUCAACUACUCCACAAAGGGGAAAAACCAUAUAAAUGCCUGGAAUGUGGAAGGAGCUUUAGUCUGAGUGAAAGGCUUAUGAACCACCAAAGAAUCCACAAAGAAGGGAAACCAUUCCAGUGCCUGGAUUGUGGGAAAAGCUUCAGUCACAGCGUAACUCUUAGGAGACAUAAAGAUACGGAGACAGGGGAGUGUAAAAAGGGCGUCAGUCAGACGCAGAGAAGGCCCAGGAUCCAGAACAAGAAGAAGCCGUAUCAGUGCCUGGAUUGUAGAAGUUGCUUUAAUAACCCCUCGAACCUUCUUAGGCAUCAACUAAUCCACACGGGAGAGAAGCCAUUUAAAUGCCAGGAAUGUGGAUUUUGCUUCAGCCAGCACUCCAACCUUAUGAGACAUGUGCUUAUUCACACUAGGGAAAAACAAUCUGGAGAUGUAUGGGACACAGCUAGUGAAAACGAAAGCUGUCUGGUAUUGGAUGAAAGUGAUACGACUCUAGAAGUGCAAGAAGAGUUUGAGACUCAUAACGUCCACGGAAAAAUGGUGGGAAACCAAUUGGAUAAAGGAAAUAGUGAAUCGAUUGCUUAUCUCAGUGGUAGCUACCAUGGAGCCAUACAGGAAGGAAAGAGAAGGAUUGAAUGCUCUACCUGUGGGAAAACCUUUGCUAGUAUAGCGAACCUGAAAGCACACUGGAAUAUCCACACAGGGGAGAAACCAUAUGACUGCUUGGAAUGUGGAAAGAGAUUCAGUCAAAGCUCAGCCCUUAAGGUGCAUCAAAGAACCCACACAGGAGAGAAACAAUAUAAAUGUUUUGAAUGUGGAAAGAAGUUUGCAUAUAGUACAUACCUCAUUCUGCAUCAAAGAAUCCACACAGGAGAGAAACCAUAUAAAUGUCUAGAAUGUGGAAAGAGGUUUUGUGGAAAAUCGAACCUUACUGUGCACCAAGGAACCCACACAGGAGAGAAACCCUAUAUAUGUCUGGAGUGUGGAAAGGGGUUUAUUGUAAGAUCGUGUCUCGUUAGACAUCAAAAAAGCCAUGCAAGGGAGCGACCGUAUCUUUCCCCCAAGCCUGGCAAUAGCUUCAGCCAGAGUCAACAGGAAAGAAACCACAUGGGUGAAAAACCGUAUAAAUGUUUAGAAUGUGGGAAGAGCUUUGUGCAAAGUACGACCCUCAUUCGACAUCAAAUGAUUCAUACGGGUGAGAAACCAUACACCUGUCUGGAAUGUGGAAAGAGCUUUACACAGAGUGAAAACCUCAUUAGGCAUCAAAAGAACCACACAGGUGAAAAGCCAUAUAAAUGUUUAGAAUGCGGAAAGAGCUUCAUUGCGAGCACCAACCUCACCAUGCAUCAAAAUACCCACACAGGUGACAAACCAUAUACGUGUUUGGACUGUGGAAAGAGCUUUAGGCAUACCUCAGGCCUUGCAAUGCAUCGAAGACUACACACGGGAGAGAAGUUGCACGAGUGUUUGGAAUGUGGAAAGAAGCUCACGACAAAUGCAAACUUCAUCAAACAUCAACGACUCCACAGUGGGGGAAAACCAUAUAAAUGCCUGGAAUGUGGAAGGAGCUUUAGUCUGAGCGAAAGGCUUAUGGACCACGAAAGAAUCCACAAAGAAGGGAAACCCUUCCAAUGCCUGGAUUGUGGGAAAAGCUUCAGUCACAGCGUAACUCUUAGGAGACAUAAAGAUGCAGAGACAGGGGAAUGUAAAAAGGGCGUCAGUCAGAUGCAAAGAAUUUCAAGGGCCCAGAACAAGAAGAAACCGUAUCAUUGCCUGGAGUGCAGAAGUUGCUUUAAUAACCCCUCAAACCUUCUUCGACAUCAACUAAUCCACACAGGAGAGAAGCCAUUUAAAUGCCAGGAAUGUGGAUUUUGCUUCAGUCAGCACUCCAACCUUAUGAGACAUGUGCUUAUUCACACUAGGGAAAAACAGUAGAUAUGCUCAGCCUUGGGGAAUGGUGACUCUUAAGUAAACACUAUUAAG
Messenger RNA from Gekko japonicus, 3186 nucleotides. RefSeq names its product zinc finger protein 208-like. Gene Ontology annotation, molecular function: DNA-binding transcription factor activity, RNA polymerase II-specific; RNA polymerase II cis-regulatory region sequence-specific DNA binding. The transcript has 3 exons. Gene Ontology annotation, biological process: regulation of transcription by RNA polymerase II. The coding region runs from base 1 to 3138 and encodes 1045 amino acids. The record is from RefSeq and is a predicted model, not a curated record. NCBI's taxonomy places the organism in Eukaryota, Metazoa, Chordata, Lepidosauria, Squamata, Gekkonidae.